Messenger RNA from Colletotrichum spaethianum, 426 nucleotides. RefSeq lists its product as uncharacterized. NCBI's taxonomy places the organism in Eukaryota, Fungi, Ascomycota, Sordariomycetes, Glomerellales, Glomerellaceae. The coding region runs from base 1 to 426 and encodes 141 amino acids. The record is from RefSeq and is a predicted model, not a curated record. The transcript has a single exon.
AUGCCCAACGCCCAACUCAGUCUGCCGGAUAACUGCCCACCCCUGGAGAAGAACUCUUACGUCAACAUCCGCCAGUGCUACUCCGUCCAACUCGAGGCGUUGCGUCCGUAUCGGAGGGAUGGCAGGGAUCCAACUCUGGGCAAGGCAUCACUCAAGGCGCUGAAGGAGGCAUCUGCAUUCAUCGACCUCUACGAUCCCAACACGCCGAAAAAGUUGCGAGAUGCCAAGGCGUGGGAGAUGAUAGGGAAGAGUCCGAAGAAGGUAUCGAGUCGAGGUGAGGACAUUCCAUCGCCGCAGGAGGAGGCUUUUCACGCCCCACGUUGCUCCGGCUUCGUCGUCGUGCUGGGCUUGGCUGGCUCAUUCCGUGCUAUCUUGGUUGCUAUGUCUCUUUUUGACAUGCCGCUGAUACUCAAGCCAAGGUAUUAA